AUGGCCGAGAAGGACAGUGAAAAUAGAUAUAGCAAUUGGGGUGCUUCAUCGGCCUUCAGUGCCAGGAGCAAUGGGAUGAACAAACCCACCAAUGUAUCCAAACCAGGAGCAGGAAAUUUCUUUUCGUUUACAGAAUCACACACUGAGUUGGGCAAUGGGGAGUUGCCACGAAAAAAGGCAUUUUCCCUCUUUGGUAACUCAUCAGACCUGAAGAAACAGAAUCCUUGGAGUCAAGGUUUGGAUGGAUUACCGUUUGCAGAUACAGAAUCAUCACUUAACUCCGGGGAUGAAACGCAGGAAAAGUUAUCUGUUGGAAACUCCAACUUGACGCUGGGGCUCUUUGGUGAUCACAGAAGUGAUGCAAAGCUAGACGUCCAGCGUAAGCAAAAAUUGUUUGGAGACGUUCCACCGUCAAUUAAUCUUACAAUUGACAGGAAUAACACUGGGAUGGAAGGUUUGUCGAAUGGCGGUAGCAACAUUUCAUCAUUAGAAUCAACUGCUUUACAACCAAAUAAGAAUGUCCCACCGCAGCCAAAAUCGAGACUUGGGAAACUAUUUAGCUACUUCAAGAAGGAUAACAAGAUCAAGGAUAGAGUCCAACAGAUCUACAAGACACCUCAUGUUACGCCUAAAACAUUAUCCAACCCUUCAUACAAGGCAAUAGACACUAGACGAAUUGGAAGUAUGAGGAGACUUGUCCUUAAAACUAAGCCAAUAAAGUACCACUUGAUUGAUGUCAACAAGAUAUUAAGUUCAAAGGGAGGGAUAGUUGUUGCGGCAAACUUAUCAGCGUCAAAGAUACUAAGCCUAGGACUGUCUAAUGAUGUUGAAUUGGAUGAAGUAGAAGAAGAGGUAGAGUACAAGCCUUUUACUUCAAAUGCUUCUGCGGAAGAUGCUAAAGAAGAAGGAGUGACAGUCGAUGACCCGACGGAUGAACAGCAGCAAGAGAGUGAAACUGUGACUCAACACAAUGGGUACUGGACGUAUCCCCUGAUAGAUGAAAUCUCAAAAAUGGACUUUUUUAGUCUCGAGAAUGUACACAAUUUUAUCAUUGGGAGAGUAGGAUAUGGCCAAAUUGCAUACGAUUACCCUGUUGACUUGACUAAUAUAGUGUCGAAUGCAGAAAAAAAUGGGAAGCUAAUAGCUGAAGAACUCUUUGAUAAUAUAGUUACAUUGAAGCAAUCAGCUGUGUUGGUUUACAAGGGUGGCGAUGAUAAACCCCCAUUGGGAACUGAGUUAAAUGUACCAGCGACAAUUACUCUUGAAGGAGUCAGACCAAAGCCAACUGUAUCUAUGGAGAAUCACAUAAACUUUUUGAAGCGUCAGAUCGGUAUGGAGUUUGUCACCUACGAUCCAAUAACUUAUAUUUGGGUAUUCAAAGUCAAACAUUUCAGUGUCUGGGGUUUGAUUGAUGAGGAUGAUGAGAGCCAAAAGGACUUGGCUCUGCUCAAGAGGAAACAAGACUUGAAUGAAGUACAAGCUUUGGCUGAAUACUCGAAGGUGUAUUCAGAUGACAGUUUUGAUCAGGAAGUGAAGAAGCAGAAGUUGAAUGAAUACUCAAAGGUUGUUCCUGGCGGUUGGGGUUCAAGUGUUCCACCUAACGAUAGCUUAUUGAAACUUAAGCGAUCAGUCGUUACCGAUGAAAUUGCCGAGGUUUUGAAUCGUUACAGAAACUUUGAAGACGAUACUAUGGCAGGUAAAGUUAGCGGCAUCACUAUAGAUUCCGAUACGGAUGAAGUAGACGAAAUUGAAGAAGUGAAGCUCAAUCCCUAUGAGCCGGUGAUAACUGACGUGACUGUUUUCGACAAUAUAAGAAAUAGAUCUACCUUUCCAACGACGGAUAACUGGUUACUACAAUUGGAAUUGGCAAAUCAGUAUAAUUCUUCAAUGGCGCCCAUGGCUCCCGAGGACAAGUUUUCAAAAGAAAAGUUGACUAUCAGUAAAGUUGAUGAGAUACUUUUUGCCGAUUAUGAAAAGAGGAGCAAGACUAGACUGGAUCAUGAGGGACUGAAAAGAUCAAUAGUAUCGAUAAAAGAUGUAUCCACGAAUGAUAUUAGAUUCUUAUUUAGCAAGCUCAUCACUGAUUGCCAAUUCAAGGAACUGAGCAAUCUGAUGCCACAGCUUGAAGCAGAAGGAUUAAACUUUACCAAAUUUGUUAAUAAAGCAGAUAAAUCUGUACACAAUUUACAAAUUGAAUUGGCAUCAAUCUUGUUUGACCAAGACAAUGACUCAGACACCGGCAGGUUAGUGCGAUUUGGAGAAUGGCUCCAGAAAUAUAAUCAGACACAAAUUGCGAAUCUUCUUGAGGAGAAUGAGGCCGAUAAUUUAUACUGUGUUUUCCUUUACUUAUGUGUGAAUAUGAAGAUCAACGCAAUUGAGAGAGCAUUGAAGUCAAAGAACGAGCAUCUUUCGGUGAUCCUCUCACUAGCUGAUUUGAAGGAUGACCUUGUUACGGGGUUGGCUACAACUCAGAUUGAGAGGUGGCAUGAUGCAGGCAGUAUAGAGUAUAUUCCAAAGCCCCUUGUCAAAAUAUACCAACUUCUAGCAAAGCAGAUGGAUCAAGCUGCCAAAAAUUUAUCAUGGAGCAUUGUAAUGGGGAUGAAUGUGUAUUAUGGGAAUACUGAGAGUAUUGCAGACUUGAUUGCCGAAUUCAAGUCCGUCCUUCCUGAAGGAGAUCCAGUUGCAGACUUGUUGCAAUUGUUCUCACAAGGCGUCAACUUCACUGCUGUUGUGAAUUCCAACUUGAGUAAACCUUUGAAAUGGCUCUUCUGCCUCGUUUCUGCUGAUUUUAACUUUGAUGAAAUAUCCACAGACCUAGGAAACUCCUUAGAGAAAGCUGACUCGUGGAAAGAAGCGUUGAUAGUAUUUUCCUCCAUCAAGGAUGGAAAUUUAAAAACUGAAUUGAUUCGCAAUUUAAUAAUCAAGAAAACCCAACAAGUCCAUUUUGAUGUACAUGAUGAAAAGUACUUGACCACCGUUUUGAAAGUGCCAAGAUCGUUGAUUUACGAGGCGAAAGCAUUGGAGAGAAUGAAUGCAGGUGACUAUUGGGGUGAAGUGAAUGCACUUAUCGAAGUCGAUUUCUGGAGCAAAGCUCAUGAUACUAUAGUCGCUCAAUUAGGUCCUAAAUCGGUAAUCACAAACUCCCCCGCUGAAAUUGCCAAACUAAUGAGUGUCAUUGAAAAAUUUCCACAACACGGAUCCAUCAUACCAUCAUGGAAGAAAGGAGCAGGAAUCUAUCAAAAUUACUUCAAUUUAACCAAGAGAACUGAUGAUACUGAAGUUGUUAUAUUUUUGAUGGAGUUUUUGCCAUUGUCCAAACCCGAAACACCCAAACAGAAAUUGGCAAUCAAUAUAGUGGCCAAAUUUGUUGGAGACUUGGCGUUGGAGGAUGCAAGAGUAUCUGACAAUGAGAGACAAAAGAUCUUGAAGAUGCCUUUAGACAAGGUCAAUAAGGCUUAUUUUGAAUUGAGAUUAUCUAGAACAAGUUAA
Lodderomyces margitis is the source of this 3489-nucleotide messenger RNA. RefSeq names its product nucleocytoplasmic transporter. The transcript has a single exon. The record is from RefSeq and is a predicted model, not a curated record. Bases 1 to 3489 code for a protein of 1162 amino acids. NCBI's taxonomy places the organism in Eukaryota, Fungi, Ascomycota, Pichiomycetes, Serinales, Debaryomycetaceae. Gene Ontology annotation, cellular component: nuclear pore; nuclear pore cytoplasmic filaments. Gene Ontology annotation, molecular function: structural constituent of nuclear pore. Gene Ontology annotation, biological process: post-transcriptional tethering of RNA polymerase II gene DNA at nuclear periphery; RNA export from nucleus; protein import into nucleus.